UCCCUCGCUCGCGCGCCGUCCCGUUGGUCCCAGUCCCACAUGCCAGCCACGGCCCUCGAACGAAACUCCAGGCUUCCGCCGCAUUCUCUCCCGCGAUUCGAAACCAAAACCCUCGCCAUCCCAUUCCCCUUCCUCUCCGGAGCUGCGAGCAGAGGGCGGCGGCGGCGUGAGGCGGAGGGCGCGGAACGAAUUGGGGAUCCUGCACCGAGGAGCCCGAUUCCACCGGUAAAUCCGGUCCCGCCCUGUUCGAUCCGACCUCACCCGCUCCACCCAAUUCGGUUUUAGUUCGAACCGAGAACACCGCGUCAACCUGGGCGAACCGGUGCAGAUUUUGGGGCUAGGUAUUCAGAUUCACCAUCGUGCAGCUUAGCACCGAACCUCGACCUCAAGGAUCUGUUGUUCUUCAGCCAGUGAGCACCGAGCUUGGCUUGCAAGCGCAGCUCACUGGUUCUGAUCAUGGAUGCCAAUUCUGUCGGCACUGAUGUAUCUGCUGAUCAUGUCAUUGCCGAGUUGCUCGAGAUGGGGUUCGAGUUCGACAAGAUCAGCGAAGCCAUUGGUGUUGUCGGUCCGUGCCGUGCUGACGUGGUGGAGUUUGUGCUGAAUGGUUCUGGUAGUGUACAAAGAAAGCCAGGCGGGGGGUCUCAAAGACGCUCUUCUGACAGGAGUGCUAGACUGGCUAAUCCCAGGGGGAAAUUUAAGCAGUCUAGCAUUACUUAUCAUAUCGCGUCAACCACUGGCAGUAAAACCGAGUCUUGUGGCGAGGAGCCAAGUACCUCAUAUUCUUGUUUAGCGGCCAACAUGAACCCUGCAUUGACUGCUGCUAUCUGUUUAAAACCAAAGCCUGAACAUCAGACUUUGCUUGAUGAUUCAAGAGGCGAGUUUGACUGGGCUGACAAAAUUAGUGCUGUUUUGCAAAAGCAUUUCGGAUUCUCCUGUGUGAAGGGUUUCCAAAAGGAAGCCUUGGAUGCUUGGUUUGCUCACAAGGAUUGUCUUGUUCUAGCAGCAACUGGAUCAGGGAAGUCACUUUGCUUUCAGAUUCCAGCUCUUUUGACUACGAAGGUUGUGGUGGUGAUCUCACCCUUGAUUAGUUUGAUGCACGACCAGUGCCUAAAACUUGCAAAACAUGGGAUAUCAGCAUGCUUCCUUGGAUCAGGGCAACCAGAUAAUCGUGUUGAGGGCAAAGCCAUGGCUGGCAUGUAUAAGAUUAUUUAUGUUUGCCCCGAGACAGUUUUAAGACUGAUGGAACCAUUGAAGAAACUUGCCGAAAAACCAGGGAUUGCACUUUUUGCCAUUGACGAGGUUCAUUGUGUUUCUAAAUGGGGUCACGAUUUCCGACCCGACUAUAGGAAACUAUCUGUGCUUCGACAAAAUUUCUGUUCCAGCAAAUUGAAGUUCUUGGAACAUGAUAUUCCUUUGAUGGCAUUGACUGCUACUGCAACUCUCCCGGUACGAGAAGACAUUCUCAAGUCCUUGAAAAUGUCAGGACAUACAGUGGUUGUCUUGACGUCCUUUUUCCGACAAAACCUUCGAUUUAAUGUAAAGCACAGUAAAACCUCUGCCUCAUCAUAUGGAAAGGACUUUCAAGAACUAAUAGGGACUUACAAUGCUUCAAGGAAUUUCAGGGGGAAAAGCCAGAAAAUUCUUCAUGAAGUUGAGCCUGAGUCUGAAAGCAGCUCAUACGAGUCACUAGAUGAUAGUGCAUCAGAUGACGAAGAUGCAAUUUCUGAUAAAACUAAACUUGCCAAGUCUUUCGUAAAAGAAAAUGCUGAACAUGAGCUGGAUCAGUAUCCUGGAGUAGAUGAUUUUGAUGUUUCAUGUGGAGAGUUCCUUGAAAGCUCGCGACCUGAGAGCUUUGCAUUUCCUGUUCAAUCUGCUGAAACUAGUUCAUCAGAAAGUUUGGAUCAAGGUCCUACAAUUGUUUAUGUACCCACGAGGAAAGGAACUGUGGAACUAGCUAACUAUCUGUGCAAAUCAGGCCUCAAAGCUGCAGCGUAUAAUGCAAAGAUGCCUAGAUCACAUUUGAGGCAGGUGCACGAGCAGUUCCAUAGCAAUGCCUUAGAGGUUGUUGUGGCUACUAUAGCAUUUGGCAUGGGAAUUGACAAAUCAAAUGUCAGAAGAAUUAUUCACUACGGUUUACCGCAGAGUUUGGAAGCGUAUUAUCAAGAAGCUGGUCGUGCUGGUAGAGAUGGAAAGUUGUCAGAUUGCACUUUAUAUUGUAAUUUUAUGAGAACACCGACACUGCUUCCUAACAAAAGAAGCGACGAACAGACAAGGGCAGCAUAUAGAAUGCUACGGGAUUGCUUUCACUAUGCUUUGAACACUUCAACAUGUAGAGCCAAAAUACUAGUAAAGUACUUUGGUGAGGAAUUUGGUCCUGACGGAUGCAAAAUGUGUGACGUCUGUAUUAAUGGCCCUCCUGAAAUGCAUGAUUUCAAGGAAGAAGCAGUUGUGUUCAUGAAUGUGCUCCAAGCUCAAGCUGGACAGGCAACUGAAGGCAUGGACUACAACAGUACAGACUGUUAUACAUCUGGAAGGCGAAAUAUUGGGGCGGUGCCUGAUUUCAGAAUGGCAGUCAGUUAUAUAAGAGAGAAGAUUCCUAGGUUUGCCAUGACAGACAAGAUAUGGUGGCAAGGGCUUGCUCGUAUUUUAGAGGACGUGGGAUACAUACAGGAAGCAGCUGAAAUUCCUCGUGUUCUAAUCCAGCAUCCAGAGCUGACAAGAGCCGGGUUAAAUUUUCUGAGUUCACAACCAGACGAGGAAGGCUUAUACGCAUACCCUGAUGCUGCUACGUUACUGGCGAUUAGUAACCCAAAGUCCUUCUCUUCUUCCUCGGAGUGGGGCAGGGGUUGGGCAGAUCCUGAGAUACGCCGCCAGCGUCUUGCGGGGAAAACAGGAAGAAGGAAAAGGAAGAGGGGUUCUCGGAAGCAGCCUGCAGGUUUCACCACUGCUAAAGAGAGACUAUCAGCAAUACUCUCGAAGUCGAAACGCAGAAAGUGAGUGAUGAGAUCAUGAGAUGGCAAAACUAUUCAUUGGAGCUUGAAAUGAAAUAAUCACAUAUAGCGAAGUUCAAUUCUGCAGCAGUUUUUUUUACGGCAGCAGGCAGGUACAGGUUGCUAAAUCUGACACAAUCAUUGUUCACACUGUCAUACUCCAUCUGUAAACAAAUAUAAGAGCAUUUAGAUCACUACUUUAGUGAUCUAAACGAUCUUAUAUUUCUUUACGGAGGGAGUACUUGUUUGGAGAUCAGUUGGGAUUUUUGUUUACUUGGAGAUUGCCUACUAAUCAGUUGAUUUCACAAGUUUACCGCUGAGUGUUAGUUUUAAGUGUUUUUUAUGGUUUCAUUAGGGUAACUACUUGUAAUAGCACAAAUGAAUGAGGUUACAGGUCACUAUUUUGGCAGCCCAUGCUCAGUCUGAACGUCGAGACACUGAGAAGUUUUUGACGAGAAUUUCUUCAUCAUC
Messenger RNA from Aegilops tauschii subsp. strangulata, 3461 nucleotides. RefSeq names its product ATP-dependent DNA helicase Q-like SIM. Gene Ontology annotation, cellular component: cytoplasm; nucleus; chromosome. Gene Ontology annotation, molecular function: four-way junction helicase activity; 3'-5' DNA helicase activity; nucleic acid binding. The record is from RefSeq and is a predicted model, not a curated record. Gene Ontology annotation, biological process: double-strand break repair via homologous recombination. NCBI's taxonomy places the organism in Eukaryota, Viridiplantae, Streptophyta, Magnoliopsida, Poales, Poaceae.